This is a messenger RNA of Bactrocera tryoni, 6276 nucleotides long. Its product is annotated as putative GPI-anchored protein pfl2. Lineage: Eukaryota; Metazoa; Arthropoda; Insecta; Diptera; Tephritidae. The transcript is spliced from 11 exons. The record is from RefSeq and is a predicted model, not a curated record. Gene Ontology annotation, biological process: negative regulation of DNA-templated transcription; regulation of transcription by RNA polymerase II. Gene Ontology annotation, molecular function: transcription corepressor activity. Gene Ontology annotation, cellular component: histone deacetylase complex; transcription regulator complex. Bases 45 to 5966 code for a protein of 1973 amino acids.
CAACAAAAUAAUAACCAUCGCUACCACCAACACCAUUCACCACGAUGGCUACCAUAAAUUCGGUACAGAAGAGUAUUCAUUUGCCAUUAACGAGCUUGUCGUCGCCGCGUGUUUUGAUGUGCAGCGCCUCUGUCGGCACCGAGGGUUCCGUUACGCUACAAUUGAGAGACUCGUCCGAUUCCAAUCAGUCGCCAGCUCAGACGUCUUUGGAAAAUGCCUUGACCAUCGGCUAUCCCGACCCGGAGAUGUUGGCCGACGUGUUCGGUUCACUGCAGACAUCCUCAUUCAAGAAUCACAGCAGUGCGCUGGUGUCAACAUCGCCAACAACAAUAACAAAUCAUAAUACUAAUCCGAUUAGCAGUAAUAGCAGCAGCUGUAACAACAACAAAACCACAAAAUCCCCGACCAACGCCACGAGCAGUGCGCCGAGCAGCAGCAGCACCUCCACCACCACCUCCGCACCGGCCAACAAAGUCACAAUCAGUCGUCGCAAUCAAAGCAGCGUGGCAGCAGCAACAACAACAAGCGCCGCUACAUCUGCCAAUACAGCAACAACAACGGCGCACACGACAACCAAGUCAUCCGUGCAAACAGUGUCCACAGCCACGAAUACCACCAACAAGACGACCAGCAGCUACGUCAAGAAUUGCCUGAUACGCAGCAGCAGUUGCAGCAACACCAACAACGUCACCUCGCUGGCACAGAUAAUGAGCAACAGCAGCACGAGCAGCUCAUCGUCGCUACUGAAUCAUAGCAACACGAACAGCAACAGCAACUGCAGCAGCAACAGUAAUUUCAGCUCGUCGAGCAGCAGCAACGACAGCAUAGUCAGUGUCAACAGCAACAACAGUGGUGGCGGCGUGCUGAAGAGCGGCGGCAGCAGCAGCAAAGGUGCCACGGCGGCCGGUGCGACGGGCGCGACGCUCAAGAAGAAUCGCACCAAAUUAUCUUCUCCAACGCGUCAUGGACCACAGCAGUGCCAGAUCUGUAGUAAAAUCUUUGGAAAUGCGUCAGCGUUGGCGAAGCACAAACUGACGCAUAGCGACGAGCGGAAAUACGUGUGUGCGAUGUGUUCGAAGGCGUUUAAGCGACAAGAUCACUUAAAUGGCCACAUGAUGACACAUCGUAACAAAAAACCCUACGAAUGCAAAGCUGAGGGCUGCGGCAAAUCAUACUGCGAUGCACGUUCCCUGCGCCGUCACACCGAGAACCAUCAUUCGGGCAUAAUAACACCACAAAAUCAAACUCUCUCGCCAACCUCCAGCACACCAAACGGACUUAGUCUUUCACCGGCCACAGCAAGCGGGGAUGCCAGUUCACCGGACGGUGCCACAUGCAUACGCACUUACAUCUCUACAGGUGGCAGUAUUGUUGAUGCGGCCACCGGAGUUGCGCUAACCGAAGAGCAAAUAAAAGCCAUCAAUUUGCCCAUUAAGACCGGUGUCACUCUGCUUUCGCCCACGUCAACGUCGUCUGCGUCGUCAGUGAGUGGUGUUUCGUUGCCCGCGUCGUCGCCUACAAUUGCGCUCGCCGAGACGAGCAUCGUGGACACCGGUGAGGGUUUGACUCGCGAACAAUUGGAUUUGAUCAGUAAGAUUAUGCAACAGACGAAGCAAACGAGCGCACAGGUGACGGUCUCCUCACCCACCAGCGUUAAUUCUUACAAAGUAGACACAAAUCCAUCUUCGUCUACACUUGGUGCGUCGGGUUCACAUCAUGCCGUGAGCGGUUCUUCGGGUCGACCGCGUACAUGGAAUAUGCAACUAUUAAACACGCAAAAUGUAUCCAUCGCCGUCGAUGAGUCCAAUUCCGAUGCGACGUCCAGCACAGCAACAUCGCCCAUCGAAGCCAAAGAAGAGGAGGUGAAUCAACAAUUUGUGGCCGCCAUUAAUCCGCAUCUCUUGAAUAUUGUCAAGAUGGAUCAGAAGCAAGUUGAAUGCAAUUUGUGUCAUCGCAAGUUCAAGAAUAUACCAGCACUCAACGGACAUAUGCGGCUACAUGGCGGCUAUUUCAAAAAAGACCCCGAGACCAAAAAGACAGAAAAGAAAGAGCCCAGCGGUCCACCGCUGCAGACAGCCAGUAUUGGCGUGCGUGCGCUGAUCGAAGAGAAAAUCAUCAGUAAACGCAAAGAUAUGAACAAGGGUGCCUUCGUAGUUCCUGCACCACCCAGUAGCGUAUCCAGCACUUCCACAAUCCGACGAUCGAUUAGCGAUCUAGAAAGUUUCCUUAGUCCCAAAUCACACAGCCAUAAUGGCAACAUCAGCGGCGGUAAUGGUGCCAACAGUAGUAACAACAAUACGUCUAGUCAGAACUCGCCCACCGCCACCACAACGACUAUGCUACCUGCCGCAACUACAAUCAAAAACUUCAGUGGUGGUACAUUGGGCUUGCAGCAAAUCGGCAUGUCGCAGGGUAUCGAAAUUUUCAGCACAAAGCAACAGAAGACAGUGGGUAAUGUGGGCCAUAGUUUGGGUAUGGGCUUGAGUGCGGCUCUCCAAGCGAAUAAUGCAACGAUGAAUCCGUCAACGAUGAAAUCUGCAGCAACGACAAAUACAACGACUACCAAGGGAACUUCGACCGAUCCGAAAGACUCGACACUCAUUGAGUUAUUGAAGCGCGGCACGCGCAUCGCCGUCACUGCCAAGAAGCCAUUAAACAGUACAAACCCAAUAACAAAUAUGGGAAGCAGUAGCAGUAAUAACGGCAAUGGCGGAUCGCGUCAAAUAAUCACCAACAACAAUCGCACUGUGAUUAUACCGUCCGACGUGCAAGUUCUACCCACCCGUAUGGCCAAGUCGAGUGCUAACGUCCUGCGAUCCUCUACUCCCGCCAGCUUAGCCCUGACCGACACGACGCCACUAUCACUCACCAUAUCGCAGAGUGGUGACGGCGGCAUGGGUGGUGAUGUGUAUACGGUCACUUAUAGCAGUGACACAUCGGGAUUUUUCGAUGAUGCGGAGGUCUAUAAUGUCGCUGACACGGAUAUGUUGCUGCAGACGGUAGAUUCAAUGCAGUUACUCAACGAUGACUCGCAACAAUUGAAAAGCGAACAUUCCGAACAAUUUGGCUCUGUGACUGGCGUGGGGAUCACGGAAGGCGAUCACACCGACAAUAGCGGUAAUUGCAUUCAAGCCGAAUACUUGAAGUUAGAAGCCGACGGUAGUGUCAAUGCUAUGCCCACCACUUUACCCACUUUCCAACAAUUUCAUUCCAAGGAGUUAAUCAUGCAGAAUAGUGCCCAGAUACAGGCUGUGACUAGCAUGCGUUCCAACGCGCAUCAACUGGGCUCGUUAUCCUCACCUAUAAACUCGCCGCUCGCAUAUCCAACGCCACCCUCCAGUCAUGAAAAUAUGACGCAAUCAUCGCCCUAUGUCGAUGAUGGACACCAGUAUUCCGAAGUGACAAACGCUUUCUUCAAUGAGAAAUGCAGUGCCGACUUCCUCACGCAGUCAGCAACCGAAGUGACUUUCUUCAAAAGCAAUGACAAUCAGCAUGAGCUCACCGACACCGAGAAGAUAUUGAAGUUGAAGACCGUGUUGGAGGAGAGCGCUUUCGAUGGUUCCAUCAAGGUGGAGGAUUUACUUAAUGGUACGCAGGAGGAUGACACGGAAUGUGAUCUACGGGACUUUGCUGAAAGCAAUCUGGCAUUUUUGGAUGAGGAUCAGGAGUUUCUGAAUGACUCGCGAAAUGCAACUUCGCCUUUACCAGAAUCAUUUUUCACCGGCAGUAUAGGUACGGCCGAAGAAGUGAAAGAGGUAUUGCGCGAUGUGUUACCCGACGAAAAUAUCAAUCUGAAUUGCGAAGAGCAAUCGGAUGAAAAUAUUAUUGAUUUGUAUUAUUUGCCGGGUUUGGGCUUACAAUCACAAAUGAUGCCUAAUUCGGAUGACCCGCUCUUAUCCUCGUCUCCAAGAGAUUUCGGUCAGCAGCGGGGACAAAUUAUACAAACAACGCAACAGGUCCAAGCUCAGCAGCAACAACAAAGUCAACAAUCGCUAUCACAAUCACAGCAAAUCCAGCACUCCACACAGCAUUUGCUUUACGCCCAGCAAAUGGAGCAUCAAAUGCAACAACAACAGCAGCAACAAACAUCUACCGGCGGUGACUACGUUGGCAAUCAAUUGGCAAUGGCAAUGCAACAAACCGUGGCAGACGGCAAUGAUACACCCUCGACGCUACAGUACAAUCUACAAAACCUACCGCAAGUACAAAACCAGCAACAAUACAUUGACGUGAACACACCGAUUCAGCAUGUGUCAACGCUUGAUGGUGGCAUACUGCAUCAGCAGCUAGUCUUUACAGGUUCGACCGACAAGCAGGAGAUACAUAUAACGGGACAACAAGGCGAUAUGGGUCUUCUGUCCGCCGGUAGCUCCAUUAAUACCGACACCAAUAUCUACUUCGCCAGCAACUCCAGUAAUUCCAACAACUCAAUGUCCGCUUUGCAACAAAUCGGCAAUCAGUCGAGUGCCUGUAAUCUGCCCAUCUCAUCGUCUUCAUGUCAACCACCAGCGGCUUCUACAGUUCUUUCCACACUGCAACCCCUCUCCAACCAAACAAAUUCCAUACUGAAGCGUCGUCUGCGGCCGCACAAUUCCAGUGACUCCAGCAAUUCACAAAGUUUCGCCAAAUAUCAUCCGCUCUCACCGUAUCGAUCUAAGUUGCGCAAACCCUCGCGAACGCAUUAUACACCGGCGCCUAUACUUAAUCCCGAUCGAAAAGGUGUCGGACUGUAUUGCAGUGUGCGCAAGCAACUCAACACGGGUCUGCUUGGUUUCGAUAGUUUUGACGAUGAUUUCGACGAUCCGGUGGGCUUAGUGGACUUUUCAGAUGAAUCAAAGGUCAAUCUGGGCUCGGCGUAUCAAGCACAAGUACCGCCUUGCCGAGAACGCAUUCACAGUGCGGGUAGCGAUGCCGCAACCGAUGGUGAGUUGUGUAAAACCAACUCUUGUUUCGACGUCGAGGAGCCUGUGAGUGCGGAGCAAUUGUGGGACCCCACCGUACAAACAGACGAGAAGAUUUUGAUGCGCUACAUUGACCUGAGCAAAUCAUCGGCUGUGCCGCUGGGCAGUCACACCGAAGAAGUAGCGCUGCACACACUGCUCAAAGCACAAGGAAAUAUGGCCGCGGCAGUACUAACUUUACUCCAAACACCAUCGAAUGCAUUCCAGAUGAAAUGGUCCGCUACCGAAUUGGAGGUGUUCUUAAAAGGACUGGAACGGCAUGGCAAAGAUUUUGGACGCAUUUCGCUGGAGUUGGGUUCAAAGACAACGGGCGAGUGUGUGCACAUGUACUACUUCUGGAAGAAACUUUGUGUUGACUAUAAAGUAUCACAUCUUAAAACGGAAACGCCACCUCCACCACCGGUGAACGAUCCGAAACCGUAUGUCUGCGAAGUGCCGGAUUGCUCUGCGAGCUUUACCUCAAAAGCUGCCCUGCAUGGUCACACUCGCAUACAUACUUACGGUAGAAAUUCGAAUAGCCAUCAUAACAACAAUAACAAUAAUAAUCACAACAAUAAUGCUACAAGCAACACUACUAAUCAGAACAACGGUGCCACAACGGGCGGCUCGACAAGCGUCGUCCAGCAGACCAACGGCUGUGCGUCUCAGACACAAUCUCAAGUGAGCGUCGGUGGUGCGAGUGCUUCCGGUGCAUUACCCAAAGACGCUAGUCAAGGCGGCGUGCCCGGUGCCGUCAGCACCGCCAAGGACACCGACUUUCCCUGCAAGGUGUGCGGCAAAGUUUUUAAUAAAGUGAAGAGUAGAAGCGCACACAUGAAGACGCAUCGCGUGCAGGAGCAGCAGCAGCAGCAACAACAACACCAGCAGCAACAACAAUCAGCCGCUGAAGCGUCCACCAGCAGUAGCAAUACAGUUGCAUCUGCGCAAAACCAACAGCAAAGCGUGAAUCAAAGUCACCACCAACACCAGCAACAACAGCAAUCGUCGAUUGAGCAAAAAUCCUGAAUUUAGACCCCCUCAACCCAGUAGCGACCACCCAAUACCUUGAAAGCACCAGCCCUACAACCCAAUUACCCAAAUAUUGUAUAUGUAUAUGGUCACCAAGUGACCGACGCCGAAUUGCAACGUGUACCCCACAACGCCGUAUGUAGUAUACCAAACUCACUACCGAAGUGCUAAAAUGCAACCAUGCAAUGUAAACAGAAAAACAGAAAACAUAGUGAGCACAACAAAAAUACAUGUGCAAGUAAAUGACAAGUGAGCAUACAUUUGAGAAUUUUGAAAUUUGAAACUGACAAUCGCAGAGUUAUUGUAU